AUGGUAGAAUUUUCUGCCUUUAUAUUUCUAAUUCCUUCUUUUCUUGUGAUUCCAGGGGAACAUUUGAGAAUCUGCCCUCAGGAAUACACAUGCUGCACCUCAGAAAUGGAGGACAAGUUAAGCCAACAGAGCAAACUGGAGUUUGAAAACUUAGUGGAGGAAACAAGUCACUUUGUACGCACGACUUUUAUAUCCCGGCACAAGAAGUUUGACGAGUUCUUCCGAGAACUUCUGGAGAACGCGGAGCGGUCCUUAAAUGACAUGUUUGUCCGGACGUACGGCAUGCUGUACAUGCAGAACUCUGAGGUGUUCCAGGACCUCUUCACAGAGCUGAAGCGUUAUUACACGGGAGGCAACGUGAACUUGGAGGAAAUGCUGAACGACUUCUGGGCUCGGCUGCUGGAGCGGAUGUUCCAGCUUAUAAACCCCCAGUACCAUUUCAGUGAGGACUACCUGGAGUGUGUGAGCAAGUACACAGACCAGCUGAAGCCGUUUGGAGAUGUUCCCAGGAAGCUGAAGGUCCAAGUGACUAGAGCGUUCAUUGCCGCGCGGACCUUUGUUCAGGGGCUGACAGUAGGCAGAGAGGUUGCCAACAGAGUAUCCAAGGUCAGUCCCACCCCAGGGUGCAUCCGGGCGUUAAUGAAGAUGUUGUACUGCCCUUACUGCAGAGGACUUCCCACUGUGAAACCUUGCAACAACUAUUGCCUCAAUGUAAUGAAGGGCUGCCUGGCAAAUCAGGCUGAUUUGGAUACUGAGUGGAAUCUGUUCAUAGAUGCUAUGCUUCUGGUAGCGGAGAGAUUAGAGGGACCAUUCAACAUUGAAUCAGUCAUGGAUCCUAUUGAUGUCAAGAUUUCUGAAGCCAUCAUGAACAUGCAAGAAAACAGCAUGCAGGUGUCAGCAAAGGUUUUCCAAGGAUGUGGCCAACCUAAACCAGCACCUGCCCUGAGAUCUUCCCGUUCUGUCCCUGAAAACUUCAACACCAGGUUCAGGCCAUAUAACCCAGAGGAGCGACCUACAACUGCUGCUGGUACAAGUUUGGAUAGGCUGGUAACAGACAUUAAAGAAAAGCUAAAGCUCUCUAAAAAGUUCUGGUCCACAUUGCCCUACACAAUCUGCAAGGACGAGCGAGUGACAGCCGGUCCGUCAGUCGAGGAGGACUGCUGGAAUGGCCACACCAAGGCGAGAUACUUGCCUGAGAUUAUGAACGAUGGCUUGACCAACCAGAUCAACAAUCCAGAAGUAGACGUGGACAUCACAAGGCCAGACACCUUUAUUCGACAACAAAUCAUGGCCUUACGUGUCAUGACUAACAAACUGAGGAACGCGUACAAUGGGAAUGAUGUCAACUUCCAGGAUACAAGUGACGAAACCAGCGGCUCAGGCAGUGGAAGUGGCUGCACAGACGACAUCUGUCCCACCGAGUUUGAUUUUGUCACCACCGAAGCACCGCCUGUCGACUCGGACAGGAGGGAGGUGGAGGCUUCAGCCACACAGCCUGGCUGGUCACUGCAGACAUUGCUCAUCAUCUUCCUCAGCCUUGUACUGCAGAGACGGUGGAGAUAAUCCUGGAUCUAGUCAGAGAAACUGUGUUUUAGCUACAGAAACAGCCAACUUUCUUCUUUUCUUAUACUCUUGGACAAUGGACCAUGCCACAAACACUUGCAGUUUUCUACGAGACAGCAGUAUUGCAACCUGCUUCCCAUUUUAGUUUUCCCAAAGAGUACCAGGUGCCAGACUGAACUGAUUCCUGCUUUUUCAGAUAUCUCUGAAGACAAUAUCCAAUCUUGAGAGAAUUCUUUCUCAAUCCUUUAUUACAGGAAACUUUCUGAGCUUCAUUUCCUUUUAUGCUGCAAAAGGGAAAAAGGAUCUUACAGUAUGUGUUUUUCCCCAGUGAGGAAAAAGACAGGGGAAGAAACCAAGAAAGUUUUCUUUCUGAAUCAAGCCUGACUCAAGGCUGCUGCAUUUCAACAGAAUAUCAACAAAACAAAACAAAACAAAAAACCAACAAAAAAAAAAAAAGGACAAGAAAGGAACAAAAAAAAUGCAACCGUUCUUCACUGAUAGCCAGGUUUCCUUUAGAAACUUCUGUAGGAUGAUUCAGGUCAUCAGAAUGAUCACUGUUGUAGGGAGGAAGGCUGGAUUUUUUUUCCCCAACACUAAAAACAUAUUUCUCAGCAGUGAAUGUCUUGCACUCCAUCUGACAACCACAUCAGAUUGGUAUGAAGGUAGAGAAGCUGAAAAAUAAGUUUAUCUUUAGUAUGGUAGUAGCUCCACUAGCUUCAGAAUGUCAUGUUACAGUUGCUUAGGAUUUGAAUCUUAAUGCCCAGUAAAAUAUGAGUAGUAGCACGAUUUCACCUAGUUUCUUUUAGGAUUUAUCCAUGUUCUAGAAUUGUCACAGUUUUCCAGUUAGCUCACCACUGUGAGCUCACCAGCCAUGAUGGCAAUGUUAAACAACGCUCUUGACCCCUCACGGGCUCAGACAGAAAAUAAUCUCUUGUGAUGUAAUCUUUUUUCUUUUGUUACUGUUCUGACAUCGAUUAGAACUUUUUGUUCUAUGUCCAUUACCCUACCAAGACAGCAAUUGUCUAAUAGACUAACAGCAACCAGAUCAAUAGUGUUUCACACCUAACUACAUCUUCCAUAUCAGUUAAUUUCGGUGUCACAAGGAUUUCUUCUACAAAAUUUCAGAUCAAACAGAUAUAUAGUACUGACAUGGAGAUUUCUUUCACUUUUUUAGUCUUAGUAUGAUCAUCUAUUUUUAUAUAUAUAAAUAUAUAUAAAUCACAGAUUUUAACUUCUUAAUUACAAGCUCAGGGUUGACACUUCUUUAUAAGAAAAAAAAUGUUUGGUCAACCAACUCUUCUUUUUUUUGCUGCUCUGAAAAGUAACCCGUUAAUGACUGGUGAGCAUGAAAAUCAAAGAAGAGAAUUUUUUACAUAUCCAGCUGUCCAUUUCCUAACAAGUUUGCAGGUUGGUGGAGAAAACCUCUCUCAUAUGUGUGUAUUUGGUGGAGGUGGGGGCGGGGGGGCAUGUGAGUUUGUAUGAUAGGCCUAGAAGAGGACAUGGAUGUUAAUUGUGAUGGUAAUUGUACUUCAGAUUCUUCAAGGAUACAUUGCUUUAAUAAUCAUUGUCUAAAUUUUUAUGGUCUGGAAUAGAGUUUCCCUAAUUUACAUCUGGUUGUAAAACCCAAGAUGGAAGCUGUUUAAAUCCUGGACAAAUGUGUAUCAACAAUUAGACAUCAAAAUCUUCAUUCUUCUAUCAACCACAGACAAAGAAUUUUUGGGGCAAUUCUGCGUGGUGUUGAACUGAUUUGCCAGAAAUUUAUUUCCUGAUUCUUACACUGACUAUGGAAAUGGUAUACACGAAUUGUGGCAGCACUGUAAUCCAGCCAACCACAUUUCAAUUUAACAGCCGAGCAGGUAGAUCGUACCCAUUGCAAUCGCUUUUUCUUGUCAAAUUAUAAUUAGCUAUCGAUUUAGGCAUGACAUUAAAAUAGAAGACACACAGCACGUUAGAAUAAAGUAUACUUAAGCACUUUUACCAAAAAGUAUUUACAGACUAUUUAUAUAGUAUGUCUAAUAACAAAAAGCAUAAGUUUUGAGCCACUUGUAUUCAAUUCCUUUUCUUCCCCAUUUGUUUACUUUGAAAUAUAAUUAUAGAUAGCAUCAUGGAAUCAUAGAAUCAUGGAAUGGUCUGGGUUGGAAGGGACCUUAAAGAUCAUCUAGUUCCAUCCCCCCUGCCUGGGCAAGGACGCCAUUCACUAGAUACAGUUGCUCAGGGCCCCAUUCAGCCUGGCCCUGACAGGUGGUCUGUUCUAGGCCCAGAUUAGUAAGUCACUGCCUAAGUGUACAGAUCACUUGGGUCCUACAUGGCCAUAGCAAUGCUUCCUGUUUUUCCAAAGGUUCCCCCUGGAGUAGGUCUUGAUUGAGCAUUUACUGUCUGCAGCAAGUUUAAGCCAAUUCUCACAGGUUUUUUCUUUUGCCCUGGUACAGCAGAUAUCAAGCUUUACUUUCAAUUUUUUUUUCCUGAACUUGCACAUGCAGCUUUCUACAAGGAGAGUCUUUAAAAAUCUCCCCUGAUCCAUCUCUUUUGACCCAUCUCCACAUCCUCUCUACAUCCUCAGCAACUUUGUUUCAGAACUUAAGUUUGAUUUUGAUUUCUCUGGUUGUGUGUUUCUUUGGUGGUAGCUGAUUCUAUUUCCAUCUGAUUAUCCUGGAUCUGAAAUCUUAUUGACAAGCAGAAAUGUCCAAGCCCUCUGGUGCAAGUCCUCUGUUGUACUUGCUCCUCACUGCUAGUGAGGGUGCUGACGGACUCACCAGUUUUUUUGUGUUAGCCUUGGCCCACUUGUAGGUGAUCUGAUGACUGUUUUCAGCUGGUGCAGCCAAGGUGUGUGUGUCCAGGGUGCUCUCAUCUAUUUGCAGACCUCCAUGGACUUUUGGACAAGGAAUAAGAGGGAUCCCUAAGAACUAGGGGUUCACUGAAGGUGCUCGUCACUGGAGGAGCUUGCUCUGCUCUUGUUGAACUGGAUCUUAUAAACUGCUGCUCAAACAACACACCAGCUUAAUCUUUGCCAAAAUGUAAUUCCUGAGGGAGUUCUGCCAGAAAUUUAUGUCUUCCACAUUAUCAUUUCUCCUCUUAUUUUCCUACUAUGCAUGGUGAUAUUUUGUCAGGAGACAGAGAUGCCUUUGCGUGAAGUACUGUGUAUACAUUUCUUUAAUAGUCCCUAAAGGUUGAAUACACUCUUCAUACAUUGCAUUUUUCUGAGAUUAAGAGAGCUAUUAAAUCUACAGAGAAAAUGAAAUUGGGAAUGAGGGAGAGAAAAGAAAAAGCAUUCAUGUUAAUAAAUGUGAGAAUCUACAUAAUUUCCAGUGAUUCUAUUUGCACAUCCUUUACAUCCAAUAGCUCUUCUUCUAAGGUAAUUUUUGGGUGUGACACAGUUUAAAUAUUUCUCUUCUGUUAGCAGCAGAUAAAGUAAGAAAUUAUAAAGAAGACAAUUACAUGUUCAAGAAAAAGGGUCUAAAUCCUAAGGAAAAGUCUUUUGAUUGUGUAAACCCUCUAUGCUGUGCAAUCUGGAAGCUCUUCACAUGUAAUUUCUUUUAAAAUGGAGGCUAAUAAAAAAUUAGAUGCAAUUAAUUACAUAAUCAUUGCUGUAGACCCCUGUGAGGUUUUUUCUUUUCAAUAUUAACUGAUUUCAAUAUUGCUUUUGCAUCAUCCCCAAAUUUUUCAUGUUGAUUGUACUGCAGGUUUUUCUACUGAUGGCUCAGUACACAGUACUGUAAAUGCAGUGCAGACUACCUGGACUCUGGCCAAAGUUAGGCAUUUCAAAAAAAGACAAUCAAAAAAAGUUGAAAAAGAGGAUAGAGAUUUUCUGGAAAAGAGGAAGAGGAAAGGAAACUGUUCCUUGGUGUUCUGGUAAGAGUUGAUCUAUCCCAGCUCCCUAAGAGGCAUCAUAGACUUCUGUCCUUGGAAAGCUCUGAAAAUCUGAGUCUCAGAUGCACAAAUCAUCCCAGUUCUGUGGGAUUUUUAGGAAGAAUGAUUCCCACAGAUGUGUGAACCAGUUUGAGCUGCUUCCAUGCAAAAUGGCUUUACUGUGCAUGUGACUGGCCACUGGCACAAAUUGCUCAGAGAGGCUGCGGAGUCUCCCUCACUGGAGGUAUUCAAGAACCAUCUGAGCACAAUCCUGUUCCGUGUGCUCUAGGAUGACCCUGCUUGAGAAGGGAGGUUGGACCAGAUGACCCACUGUGGUCCCUUCCAACCUGACCCAUUCUGUGAUUCUAUGAGCUGAAGCUGCUCUUGGGAGGUGGACUCUGUGUGCAGUGUCUCAGCAGGCAGCAGCUGCCUUCAGUUUACUAACUGAUUCUGAAUCAUUAUCAAAUGUAACUAUACUUAUUCACUGAAACUUUUAUUACUUCAACAUAAAAAAUAAAUUACAGCACUGAUGCAAGUUGUGUUUUUUGUUUUUAAUUUGCUUCUAAAGAUAAUCAUUAAAACUGAAUACAGAAAAUUUUAGAAUGAUUAUACAGGUUUCUAUAGAUUUCAUUAUGGAAAUCCACAUUUCAAAGACCACAAAACUAUGUUUACUAUAUUACCCACAAGUGUUCAAACCUGCUAGAGGAGAAUGGAUAUAGUUAACAAUAGUGGAAUGUUACGUAAAAUUGAAAAAAGGCAUAAUUUUAAAGGGAAAUUCAGCAGUCAAAGGCUAAGUCUUAGUGUCAGUACUGAGAUUAUGUUGUCAAAACAUAAUAGACUCAGCAAUACCUACUUUCAAGAAAAAUAGGGCAGGUGAUGGGCUGAGCAUGGAAAUGUUUUCACUACAACUACUCAGCUGGACUGUGAGGAUCAUAUUAAUAUGUGUAAUUAUGACUCUUUUUGGAUAAAAUAGUGAUAAAGACCAUAGUCCCAUGGUAACAGGGUAUGUGAAGGAUAGAUGUUAUGCUAGGAACAAUUCCCUCAUCUGUUAAACCAUAUAGGAGACUUAAUGGAGAAUGAAAAACUAUGAUUUUUAAAAUAGAGUUCUAGCAUCAGAGAAAAGUGAUGGUCUCAAAUUAAUUUAGUCAGAACAUUUUGCAACAGUCUAUUCUAUUCAAAUCUGCUGACCAAUACAACCAACCAAUCACUUGAGGGUAAUUUGCCAACAUAACAUUAAGUGUUCACUUACAGUAUCUACUUAUUUUUUUCUACUAAGCUGAGUAUCUAGCUUAUGAUUCUGACUGUGCAUCAUAUGAGGUCAUAAACAGACUUGUGCAUUGCACCUGUGUGAAAUCCUGGUGCCAUGACAAAGCAAACGAGAGCUUUGUCAUUAACGAGAAUUUUGACUAUAAUCAGGGAGAAAAAGAUAAUUCCCUUUCUUUCUGGAAGCUGCUAAUAUGUGGUUUAUUUCUGACUCUUAAUAAAACAACAACACUGUCCAUAAAAGAAGUGAUGUUAGCAUUAUUACCUGCAAGUUUCCUUCCAAAGCAGUUGCAGUCUUUCUGCCUGGUUUCCCCACAGCUGAGGUCUCUGGACUGUCCAGGAGUUCAAUAAAGUCAUAUGUGUUUGUCCAUAACUUUAAGUCUACACAGUUAAGUCUAAUAAUUUCAAGAAAAUGGGUUGGUAUUUCAGUCAGGCUCUUAUUUUGACUUUAUAUUUAAUUAUGUAGCAUUGAUUAUUAACAAUAUAACACACAUGAAAAGGCUUUUGUUUCACACUGAUGAAAAAAACUUCUUCCUUUUCCUCCUUUAUUCUGGCACCAAGAAAUCAGUGCGGCUUAAUACUUAAAUCAAUUGGCAGCAUCUGGUGUGUGGCUUGUUUAUUAAACUCAGAACAGCUGCAUUACUAAGAGGAGUUGUCUUUUUCUUGAGAGGGAAUAGGGAAAGAGUGUGUCCAUUUAUCAUUAGCAAAAAAGAUGUACAGGAUGUCAACUAUUUAUCUUAGAUAUAUAGUGGAGGUCCAUCUGUCAGCAUUUCUGAAGAUGUUUUAAAGUCAAAUUUCCAGGGAAGACAAAUCAAAUUUAAUAGUGAGACCCAGCAGAUAUAUAUAAGUGUGGGGCACUAACAAUGAAAUCAGGUGAGGGACAGCUGGAGUUCCUCACAUCUGUCCAGCUUUUCUUUUCAAGCUACUGCCUGUGAGUUUUCAGAGUAGUCUGAUUAUAACCAUCUACUCAUGGACAUAGCAAAGGCACAAAUAUUGCUUCACAAGUCAGCAGUGCUUUGGUAGUCUGCUGCAAAAUUUCUCUCCCUCUUCUCAUUUUCCUGGUAUAGUGUCUAAUUCUGUAUCUUUCAGAGUCUGAGGAAGAACCUACUACCUAAAACAGAUUUUUGUGCGUCAAUAGUUUUUAAAAAGUGUUAUUUAGGCACAGAAGUUGUUCACAUGUCUCAUGAAAAUUACUCAAUUUCACUAUGUAUCUAGAGAGUUUUCUUCUCCAGCCUGAAAAUGACACUCAGAGGAGGCUUUGGAAAAAGCUCAAACUCCAUUAACCCUCUAAAUUUCUUAGAGGUCUUCCAUGUUCCACUAAAUACCCCAAAUACCAUGUCACAGGUGGACAGUGCUCCUUCUCAUCCCUCCUCUCCUCACUCCUCACCUCAAAGUAUCAUCCUGGCCUUGAUAAUCUUUCAAAAUAAGUACUUCAUCAUUUCAGCUAGUGCAUUACAAAAAAAAAAAAAAAUACUGUAUCUGUGUUUCCUGAUGAUAAAUAAUUCUAACUAAUACUUCCUGUGUGCCACAUGUCCUAUCUGUCUUUGAGUCACCCAUGCAGCUAUGAAAAUUUUCCUCUCCAUGCUGAACUGUCUUUUCUGUCAUUUUUAGCACACUGGAUUUUCUAUCUCCCUUCACCAGAUUUCUGUGCCUUUGGUAGAAGCUAACGCUUCUAUUUUUCAGACAGAGGAAGCAGCAACAGAUUUGAGAUUUGGUUCACUUUAUUUGGGAGGUUUCUACUCGGCUUUAUCAAACCCCAACUUUAACUUUUAUUCUCUAUUCUGAACAUGCUUGUCGGUGUGUAUGUUCUUGAUUAUCUGACAUAUAUCCUGCUGACUCUUUUUGCUAUCUAUAAUUAGUGCUUAUAGACUAUGUUUUGGGUUAUUCAUUCAGUUGUGGCAAAAUUCUACUUCUUAUAACUACAGCCUGAAACUAUGGCCUGUUUCGGUGUCUGUUUUGCCUGGUAUGCUGAUAAGUCAGCAAGGCCAAUGCCAAAGAACUUGUGGAUUUUCUAUAGCAAGUUUAACUGAAUGGGCAACAACUUCUGGAAAAAAAAUCAUAUUGCUUCUGUAAUUGAUUAUUUUGAGGUCUGGUGUUGGGUAUUUUUUAUUUCAUUUUAUUUUAUUUUAAUGUUGUGGGAUUCAUUUCAUUUACUUCACACAUUGGCUACAUGUAUUGUAAUACAACUACAGAUAAAUUGUUUCAGUCUUUAGAUCACACAGAAGGUUUUUAAGCAGCUGGUUGAUCUUAGGGGGGUUUUUAAGAGCUACAGAAUGAUGAUCAGUCUCAAAAGUUUGCCCAAAGAGUAGCAGAGAACUUCAGACUUCAGCUUCAUGCUAUUAGUUGAGUUUGAGGCUCCAGGAAUAUUCUAUAAAUUAUUUGUGGAUAUGUGUGUUUACCUGAGGGGGAAGAAACGAGCAUCUGCAUCUCUUUACUACUCUGAUGCUUUUUUCAAUUUCUGCCUAAUCUGAACACAAAUCUACAAAUGAGGAAUUCACGUUUAGAUGUUCAGGGAAGUCAAACUGAAUCUAUUGAUGGACAUUUAUAGACAGACUCCCCCAGGUUACUUUUUUUUUGCUGAUGAGCAACAUCAUUUCAUUUCCACUAGCAAUUUUGUUACAUUUAUCAAAUUCAAAGAAAGGGUGUUGUUUAAGUAGGUCAGAUUUCUUGAUUUGGGAAUCAAUUGACAUUUAUACAUGUUUGUUAAACUUUUAUGACUCCAGACAUACGAACAUUGCUUGAAAGCAUGCAAAUUUUUAGCUCUGGUUUUUAUGCUAUAUUUCUAGAUUAGUUUUUAACAUAGCUAAAUGUGAAUUUAUAGGGAUGAUAUUUGAAUGCAAAUCAAGUUUAGAAUAAAAUUCGUUUUAGACAGAGACGGGGUUGGGUUGAAAAAUUAUUAUUAAACUUUAAACCUGCUUUUCUACUGAUCUGGAUCUAACAUUUCAGCUUAAUCUGGCACAACAAUUACCCAAAACCAGUUUCUGAAGCUAAAUGGUAAUUUCAAAAUUGAGGGUUUCAAAUCAAAAUGAAAGUUAGAGAAAAAACCAAGUUCCCCCAACUCCAAGCACUACUUACAAAGAUAGAAUAUUUAGCAUAUGGCAGUGUGUGUGUGUGAAUAUAUAUAUAGCAGUAUAUCAAGGCAGAGUUUGAACUUUUAAAGGAAAGAUUCUUUAUGGCUUUGUAACUUCAGAGAAAUAUUGUACCACAGAAAUAGACAGAAAUAGAAAAAAUAUAUACAAUUGUUUUGAUACAUUUGUGAAACAGGUUUCGCAGAACUUGAUAUUUUUUGUGCAAAAUGCCUUAAAUCACUUUAUGUAGGGCUAAUGCAAUUGAAUUUAUUUCUGUAUAUAGCCUUUUAUAGUAAAUACUUCGGAUGCAACACUAGACUUUUCUUUCCACUGCAAUCAUAUACAGCCUUAUGAUUACUAACUAUAACAGAGAGACAAUG
Molecule: messenger RNA, 10120 nt
Organism: Parus major (Great Tit)
Lineage: Eukaryota; Metazoa; Chordata; Aves; Passeriformes; Paridae
Gene: GPC6
Product: glypican 6
Exons: 9
Coding region: 1-1563 (520 amino acids)
Biological process (GO): regulation of signal transduction; cell migration; regulation of protein localization to membrane
Cellular component (GO): extracellular region; synapse; cell surface
Source: RefSeq, a predicted model, not a curated record